Messenger RNA from Archocentrus centrarchus (flier cichlid), 4847 nucleotides. RefSeq names its product trafficking protein particle complex subunit 9 (gene trappc9). NCBI's taxonomy places the organism in Eukaryota, Metazoa, Chordata, Actinopteri, Cichliformes, Cichlidae. Gene Ontology annotation, cellular component: trans-Golgi network. The record is from RefSeq and is a predicted model, not a curated record.
GCUAAACACAGAUUCACAGAAGGAAGCUCUAACAUUUGUCAGGUAGCUGCUAAGCCACAUGUAAAGAUGAGUGUCCCAGACUACAUGCAGUGCGCUGAGGACCACCAGACGGUGCUUGUGGUGGUCCAGCCGGUCGGUAUCGUUCCUGAGGACCAGUUCUUCAAGAUCUACAAGCGCAUUGCCAGCGUGAGCCAGGUGAACAUCAGGGACUCCCAGCGCCUCCUCUACAUCCGCUACCGCCACCACUACCUGCCUGAAAAUAACGAGUGGGGGGACUUCCAGACGCACCGCAAAGUGGUGGGCCUCAUCGCAAUCACCACCUGCAGCACGCCCAAGGAGUGGCCCCAGACGGUCGAGCGCUUCCACGGCCAGAAGGAGGUGUACAGCUCCACGCUGUACGACUCACGGUUGCUGGUAUUUGGGUUGUGUGGGGAGAUUGCCGAGCAGCAGCGCCCGGACGUGGCCUUUUACCCCAGCUUUGAAGAGUGCUCUGAUGUGGAGAAGAGAGUAGAGGACUUUGUGGAGUCGAUAUUUAUUGUCCUGGAGUCCAAGCGGCUUGAUCGUGCCACAGAUAAAUCCGGUGACAAGAUCCCCCUCCUCUGCGUGCCCUUCGAGAAGAAGGACUUUGUGGGUUUAGACACAGACAGCAGACAUUAUAAGAAACGUUGCCAGGGACGGAUGAGGAAGCAUGUCGGUGACUUGUGCCUCCAGGCAGGCAUGCUGCAGGACGCGCUGGUCCACUACCACAUGGCUGUGGAGCUGCUCAGGGGAGUUAAUGACUUCCUCUGGCUGGGUGCUGCACUGGAGGGUUUAUGCUCAGCCUCCGUCAUAUUCCACUACCCUGGAGGCACGGCAGGGAAGGUGACGGGACGCAAACCGAGCAUCUCCCAGCCAGUAGACGCAGGGAAACGUCACAGACCAGGGGCUCAGGAGGUUCUCAUUGACCCAGGAGCCCUCACAACCAACGGCAUCAGUGCAGACACCAGCACUGAGAUUGGACGAGCAAAAAACUGCCUGAGUCCUGAGGACAUUAUCGAGAAGUACAAAGAGGCCAUCUCCUACUAUGGAAAGUACAAGAACGCAGGCGUCAUCGAGCUGGAGGCCUGUGUGAAAGCAGUCAGGGUGCUGGCUAUUCAGAAGAGGGCCAGAGAGGCCUCCGAUUUCCUGCAGAACGCUGUUUACAUCAACCUGGGACAGCUGUCGGAGGAAGAGAAGAUCCAGCGCUACAGUAUUCUGUCUGAGCUCUAUGAAUUGAUUGGAUUCCAUCGAAAAUCAGCUUUUUUCAAGCGUGUCGCCGCCAUGCAGUGUGUAGCUCCCACCAUCCCAGAGCCUGGCUGGAGGGCCUGCUACAAGCUGCUGUUGGAGACGUUACCCGGAUACAGCCUGUCACUUGAUCCCAAAGACUUCAGCAAAGGUACCCACAGAGGCUGGGCUGCUGUACAGAUGCGCCUCCUGCAUGAGCUGGUUUAUGCCUCCCGUCGCAUGGGCAACCCGGCCCUGUCUGUACGCCACCUGUCCUUCCUGUUGCAGACCAUGCUGGAUUUCCUGUCUGAGCAAGAAAAGAAGGAAGUGACCCAGAGUCUGGAGAACUACACCUCCAAGUGUCCCGGUGGAAUGGAGGUUAUCACCCUUCCUGAUGGCCUGAAGCUGCCUCCAGUGCCCUUUACAAAGCUCCCUAUUGUUCGAUCAGUGAAGCUCCUUAAUCUGCCCGUCAGUCUCCGGCCCCACAAAGUGAAAGGCCUGCUGGGACAGAAUAUGUCCACUGCUAGCCCCUUCAUCUAUUCACCGAUCAUUAUCCACAACAGAGGAGAGGAGCGUUGUAAGAAAAUAGAUUUCCAGUGGGUUCAAGGAGAUGUUUGUGAAGUGCAGCUGAUGGUCUACAACCCCAUGCCCUAUGAACUUCGUGUGGAGAACAUGGGUUUGCUGACCUCUGGAGUAGAAUUUGAAUCUCUGCCUGCAGCGCUGUCCCUGCCUGCCGAGUCUGGCCUGUACCCUGUCACUCUGGUUGGCGUGCCACGCACAGCCGGGAACAUUACUGUCAAUGGUUACCACACAUCAGUGUUCGGUGUAACCAGUGAUUGCCUGCUGGAUGGCCUGCCUAGUGUGAAGACUAGCGGCUGUUUGGUGGAGGUCAUUCCCUCUCUUCCACGCCUCCAGCUCCAGACAUCACUACCACGGUCAGCCUACACACCUCACCCCAUGUCCAAAGAAGAGCUGUCCAGCUCUGUGUCUGUCCAGCUGUUCAACGGAGAGACGCAGCAGCUCGCCAUCACCUUGGAGAACAUUGGAUCUGAGGACAUAGAGACUUUGGAGCUUGCCUCUAAGAUUGUCAGCACCAAAGAGAAAGUGUUUGGGGAAUUUCUGAGCUGGGAGUUGGAUGAGGCAUUGUCUCACCUGCCUCUAAAGCCGGGCCAGACCGUGACACUGACUGUCAAUAUCAAAGUGAAGCUUGACUUCUCCGGUCAGGAAAACCUGCUGCAGGACCUCAAUGACGAUGGAAUCAGUGUGACAGGCUUGCCAAUCUCCAGUCCCCUCCGCCAAGUCCUCAAACCCAGGCCUGAGACCAAGCCCGUCAGCAGCGAGUCCAGCAAGGCUGAGUACAGCCACGUUAAGACUUUGGAGGCAGUGCUCAACUUCAAGUACUCUGGGGGAGCAGGCAAAGUUGAGGGCUACUACAGGGAGUUGUCUUUGGGCGUCCACGUUGAUGUGGAACCUUCAGUGUUUUUUACCAGGGUCAGCACCCUCCCUGCUACCAGCACUCGCCAUUGUCACCUACUGCUCGACAUCUUCAACCCAACCGAGCACGAGCUCACGGUCAGCGCCAAGAACAACCAGGACCUGGUUCUCCAUGCCAGUGAGUGUCAGAGGAUGGCCAUUCAGGUGGACAAGUUUGACUUUGAGAGUCUGCCACAGCCGGACCAGGAGACUGUUCGCUUCAGUAACCCCAAACAGCUGGAGGAGGAGCGACAGCAUGCCCAAGGCUGCCAGAUCAACAGCAAGCUGGGCAUCUGUUGGAGCAUUCCAUCUCUGCGUCGCUCUGGAGAAGCCAGUGUGGAGGGAGUUCUCAACCAGCUGGUCCUGGAGCACCUACAGCUUGCUCCUUUGCAGUGGGAUGUGUUGGUGAAUAAAAAGCCAUGUGACUGCGACGUCAUCGCUGACUGUAAAGUGGGUGAUGCUGUGACCCUGGAGGUAAAACUAACCAAUCUGAGCAAGAAUUCGGUGGGCCCCCUCGCUCUGAAUGUGGUGCCAUAUCAGGACUAUCAGAACGGAGUCCAGAACUACGAUCUGGAGGACGGCGUCACUUUCAUCGGCUCCAACACCUUCUACAUUGAUACGGUUAAACCCAAAGAAAGUACCGUCUGUGAAGGUGCCCUGCUUUUCCUUUACACCGGAGAUUUCUACCUUAAUAUCAAAUUCCAAGAUGACAGUGCUGGACGAGAGCUGCCUUUGGCCUGGUUCACUCUGCCGAGUGUUCACAUCAGAGCUCUUGACACUCCACUACAGGCCGGGGCCUAGGGUCAUCGAGGUCAUAGGUCUGACUGAAAGAACCUUAUAAAGAAAUCAUGUGUAAAUAUAAUUUUGGUAAAUGUUACUGCAUUUUUAUAGCUAACACACUGUCUCUGCUUAAGGCUGAAUGAAUACAGACUUUGCACGGGUGAUGUGAGGCAGAAUCAGUUUCUCCAUCCUUUCUGAGCGUAUCUUCAGAGCUCACCAACAUUCACAGCAACAAAAUAAGGUCAUUUCAGUGCAAUCACAGCAAUCAGCACUCGCUCGAGACAGAAUAAAUUGGUUCAUGUUUUCUGGUUCAAACAGCACACCAAUUCACAUUAUUAACCAGCAGCAACACAUGCUAACCAUGCUGAUCAGUGAGGAAGAAAGCUAGAGAGCCUAAAGUGGAGGAAGUCUUCUUAUUAAUCUAACCCUGAUCUGUGAGAUUGUAGACUGCUCUGUAAUAGACAUGUAGUGUACCUGAUAGUCAGUUGUAAGGCAGGGUGUAGUAUAUAAGUGUGUUCCUUUGAAUAUAGCAGGUUUUCUUAUUGUCCAGGAUGCAAUAAAUCAAGUUGGUUUGUUAACUGGGUGCUUGUGAACUUAAGAUGGUCUGCUGAUUUAGCCCAAGGGGGCAACGAGGGGGUAUUUGGGCCAACACUUCCUGUUCCAUUCCAGCUUCAAUUUGAACAAAUACUGGUAGAUUAAAAAAGACUAAAUCGUUGUCCGACCACUGCCAGUGGUUUCUGUUUCUCUUCACCUGGACUGUUUACCCGCAUGCAACAUAAACUGUCGCCACGCCAAUAGCUGGGAUGACUGCAUGCUGUGAUCACAAAAUCUUUGGAAUGAGCCCCUUAAAAAGAAGUCGGUGUGACUCCUGAGUUGACAUCUGCUGUCUGGUUUGUGAAGUUUGAGGACCACUGUUAAGUCGCAGGGAGCACGGCGUAAGUAAACAGAACAGAGCGAUCUGAAAAUAGCAGCCAUGCCAGAAACUGCCAGAGAAGGUGACCUUGAAUUAGCUAAAUUUAAGUUAGUUUUUGAUUUUUGUGGGCUGAAAACACUUUUUGUUCACACCUCAUAUACUGGCUUGUUAGCAGCUGCCUGCUGGAUUAGCCGCAAAAAGGUAGUGCAAGAUUCAACAAGGACGUGCAAAACAACACUUUUUUUUUUUUAUUACAGUGCCAAACUUUGGGUUUAGCCAACAGUGCACACUGAACUAGUUUCCCCUGCUGUAUGGACUUACCUCAGCUUCUGCCACACUGAAUGAUGGAUGUAUUUGAGUGUCUUAGAUUAGGCUCAUUGUGUGUGACAUAUGAUUGCUGUAAAUAAAUGUUAAAAGAAGGCAACUAUUGUUCAUUUUG